This is a messenger RNA of Carica papaya (papaya), 1845 nucleotides long. Its product is annotated as acyl-CoA-binding domain protein. Lineage: Eukaryota; Viridiplantae; Streptophyta; Magnoliopsida; Brassicales; Caricaceae. The record is from RefSeq and is a predicted model, not a curated record.
AACCACCAGCCUCCAUUCCCUUGCAUUUUUCUUCGGAGUCCAGCCGGAGCCCUUUUCUUCCCCAAAACGGCUGUGUUUUGGUGAAAGAAAUUAAAGCCGUGAGCAAAACGUCGCCGUUGUGGGAAGGGGGUUUAGGUUUUGUUCUAUUUCUUUUUGCAGAGAAGCACAGGGCAAACCGGAGUAGGUGAGGCCAGGGCAUUGUAACGAUGAAUGAAGAUAGUUGGCGAUCAUGGAGAUGACAAAACGACGGCAGAACCAGAAGUUGAGAAAAGAAAGGAGAGUUGCAGGCAAAUGAUGAUGAUGUUGACUCAGCACGAGUUGAAGAAAGAAGAAACCAGAAACAGGUGAAAUUGGUGAUUGCAUGACGGAGCGUGCAGAACUUCAUAACACGAGGAGAACAGGCGCUUAGUGAAGCUCCUCGGCUAUAAAAAGGGGCUUAAAAAAUAAAAGAAGGGCACUGUUUGGAGCAGAGAAAGCUUUGGUCAUAGCAGAGGAAGCUUUCAACACUGAGGUAAAUUGCCCGCUAAUAUGCUCCCAUCUGUCGUAGACGGGAUGAGUAAAAACCUGCAAUUGACGGCUAACAAUUGUCAAUCUCAAAGCGGAUAAUCUCAGUGACGGAUAAAAAAUUUAUUAUCCCUCCCGAAUACUUCUAUACUUUAACCGGGAGUAAUAUGGAGAAUGACACUCCCUAGGCUAAACAGUUGUCUCUCUCAAACCGGACCAGGUAAGACUGAUGAAACGCACUUGUUGAACCCUUAACCCAGCCAAAUUUGUUCACUGAACCGGGCCUUCGCUGGCCCCAUAAUUAUCCUAACCGGACCGGGUCCACCAACUGACCGGGUGGCCGAGCCGGCGAGGCCUUCCUUGUCCUGGUCUGUCUCUGAGUCCAAAGUUCCGUGACUUCAGCAUGUUGUGUUAGUUUGCAGGUGAAGAAAGGAGCGCUUUGUUUGACAGAUAUCAAUAAGAAAAAAUCAAGAACAACAAGAACAAAAUAAAAGAGAUUAGCUUCCGAGUAUACAGAGAAGAAGCUAAUGGUAGGGGGAGGGAGGAGGAAAAUACUGGUGGGUUUGGUGCUGGUUAUGUGUUUAGGUAUAGCCGUUUACUUGAGGCUUUGGACUAUCGAUUACUCCAUUUCGUCUAAUGAAGCUGAGAUGAUAAGGAAACAGUUUGAUUUAGCCAACAGGGAGGCAAUGGAGGAAUCUGCUGAAUGGAGACUGAAAUAUGAUGUGGAGGCAGAGAGGGCUUCCAAUUGUCUUAAAGAAUUGAUGGAGAUUAAGGAGUCCAUGGAGGGGGAUGGUCCCACUGGUGCAAACCAGAAAUUGAAAGUGCUGCAAAAGGAAAGGGAAGCCUUGCUUAAGGAAGUUGAAGACUUAAAAAAAGAGCUUGAAGCUGAGAAGUUGAGGUGUCACUCAUUAAAGCAUCAACUGACUGCAUAAGUUUGAUAGGUUAGCAUGAUUUCCCAGCGUUUCUGAGGAAAAUCUCUUUCUCGUGUAGUUAUUGCAGAAUGAAUAUUAUGGGGGCCAAUUAGUUGUUAUUCAGCCAGGUAAAGGGUACUCUCAUAUAUAUACGUUUAAAAGUUUAUCAAUCUUUAGGCAAACACUUUGCCAGAGUCACAACAUUUUUGUACCACACGAAUGAUCUCAUUGUUCUUCCACCGAGCACACACUGCUAUAGAUUUUGUACUAGUGCUAUCGCAUCUUAAAAAUUUUUGUGAACUUGUAGGAUGUGUAGAUAUGAACUUACAAAUGAUGAAGCCUUGUUCUUUCAUUCCUGCUAUGUAAGUGAUGAAUAUGAUUACAAAUUACUCAUUCAUGAAUAAAACAGUUGGUGUUGAUUCACUGUAAA